This is a messenger RNA of Chanos chanos (milkfish), 2136 nucleotides long. RefSeq names its product alcohol dehydrogenase class-3. The record is from RefSeq and is a predicted model, not a curated record. Gene Ontology annotation, biological process: formaldehyde catabolic process. Gene Ontology annotation, cellular component: cytosol. Gene Ontology annotation, molecular function: S-(hydroxymethyl)glutathione dehydrogenase [NAD(P)+] activity; alcohol dehydrogenase (NAD+) activity; zinc ion binding. NCBI's taxonomy places the organism in Eukaryota, Metazoa, Chordata, Actinopteri, Gonorynchiformes, Chanidae. The coding region runs from base 586 to 1752 and encodes 388 amino acids. The transcript has 8 exons.
GAGAGAAAGGGGGAGAGAGAGAAAAAAAGAACACAUGUGCAUGGUGUGUACAUUCUGGUCAUUAUCCCUUUAAACAAAGCUACAUGCACUGAAACACCAUAAAGAUAUUUUACAGACAAACUGUAUUUUUCAAACCUUUGGCUUUCCCUGGAGAUUUGUUACAUGUAAGAUCAAGCUUACUUGUUUGGUGUAGUGCACUGAUCAUCUCAUCUAAGCUGUUAAUUGUUGAAUCAGAAGGGAGUUACACAGAGCGGCAUUUUUCAUACACCUGCACAAUUUAAGUCAAAAACCUGGACUGCACAGUGUGGCUGUUAUUUAGCUAUUCCCCUGCACAAUAUUCAGUUUUGGCUCAAGUUGUUUGGCUAGUGGAAAUCCUACUCAGUGCAGUUUGAUGUGACAUGAAGACAUGAGUCAGUGGAUGAGUUUGUUUUGCAAAGCAAAAGCUGAGAAUUAUUUAAUCUUGACCAAACAUAUGAUUGGUACACUAAUGAAAACUUUUCCCCACAUGCCUGUUUGCAAAGAGAUCCCACUUAGUGUUACUUUCAAUAGCAGUGUCCUCAUGUUGUAACUAAAAAGAAACUUGAAAUGCUGAACCGCUGUGAAUUGGGAGCUGUUAAACUUACCUUUCUCCAGGUGAUCAGGUGCAAAGCAGCAGUCGCCUGGGUGGCUGGGAAGCCCCUGUCCAUUGAGGAGGUGGAGGUAGCUCCACCUAAAGCUCAUGAAAUACGCAUUAAGAUUGUAGCCACUGGGGUGUGCCACACAGACUUGGCAUACCUCUGUGAGACCAGUAAGAAGAAGAAGCCUCGGGCCUUGCCGCUGGUACUGGGACAUGAGGGGGCUGGAGUGGUGGAGAGUGUGGGUCCAGGGGUCACCAAGGUUUCCCCAGGAGACAAAGUCAUCCCUCUUUUCCUACCACAGUGUGGAGAAUGUGAGUGCUGCCGUAGCCCAAAGACAAACCUGUGCACAAAGAACUGGGAGAACUUGGAGCUUGGAGUUCUUGCUGAUGGCACAAGCAGGAUAUCUUGCAGGGGCCAGCAGAUGUAUCAGUUCAUGGGCAUGAGCACUUUCUCUGAGUAUACGGUGGUGGGUGAUGACAACGUCACCAAGAUAUGUGCAGAGGCACCACUGGACAGAGUCUGUCUGUUGGGCUGUGGCGUUGCCACGGGAUAUGGAGCUCCUCUUAACACUGGCAAGGUGGAACCUGGUUCUACAUGUGCCGUUUUCGGUUUGGGAGCAGUGGGCCUUGCUACUGUCUUCGGUUGCAAGACCGCUGGCGCCAAAAGGAUCAUUGCAGUCGAUAUCAACCAGGACAAGUCUGAGAUCGCUAAGAGCUCAGGGGCCACUGAGUAUGUGAACCCCAUAGACUACAGUAAACCCAUUCAGGAGGUCCUGGUGGAACUUACAGGUGGAGGAGUGGACUACUCCUUUGAAUGUGUGGGAAACGUGGACGUCAUGAGGGCGGCACUGGAGUCGUGUCGCCCUGCGUUUGGUACCUGUGUGAUUGUGGGAUGGACAGACAAGGCAGACAUGAGUGUCUCCCCUGAUGACAUCCUCAUGGGACGGACCUUGAAAGGAACUUACUUUGGUGGCUGGAAGAGCGUGGAGAGUGUACCCAGACUUGUGGAGAAAUACAUGAGUGGAAAGCUGCCCAUUGAUCAGCUAAUAACACACACAUUGACACUAGAACAAGUCAAUGAGGCCUUUCAGCUGAUGACCAGUGGGCAGAGUAUCCGGACAGUAAUCAGAAUGUAAGGCAGAAUGGAGUUGUGGUCUGUUCAUCACUGGUGGGGUUGUAAUGCUGAUGUUGCUCUGUCCCAGGGUCCUCUCUUUUACCGCCAAAGAUUCAAAUCUGUCAUCUUGUCCAAGAGGACAUCAGGAGGUCUUUUAAUUACGUACAGUCUUUAAUAGUGGCGAUUAUGAUAAUCUGUAUAAACUGUUGUCCUGCUUGUGAAAAAGCCAUGCUGUUUUUUUAUUUAUAUUUGUUGGUAAGGGGAACAUUAUGGUAAAAGUGUUUUAUUUGAACUGAGAGGAUGAAUCUCCAGGGUUUGUCUUAAACUUGCCAAAGUAAUCUACAAGCAUUCUCUUCUGUUUGUCAAAUAUAUGAACUACAAUUACUCAAUUCAAUUUCUUUUUCAA